UGACAAAGUCAUCGCACGACUUCGUCCACAUGCCUGCAAGUAGCCCCAAUGGUAUCUCACAGGCAGGAUGCACUAGUGAUGCACGAUUCCCAGGCACAUAAGUAGCUCACAAUGCUACGCUCAGCUCAAGUUUCGACACUAACAAAGGAUGUCUUCGUUGUGCGAUAUCUGCUCGGAUCUGGACGUCAGGAGACUGCUGACCUCACCAGAUAGUAAUGAAGAAACAGAACUUGGAAGCUUGGAAGAAAUCGAAGAACGAAGUGAACAAUGCGAGCUAUGCAAAGUCAUCCUUUCAGCUAUCCGCUACGGGCCAUGGGCAUACAGAGGCAAACUCGGCGAGGAAGACGGCUUCGUCCUCGUGCCUCUCUGGACAGUGGCUCUUCAGUGCAAAUCCGGUGAAAACGAAGACCCCAUCAGAGCGUACAGGCUUCAUAUCUACACGAAUGAGUUCGAAGAUGCUGGAGAUGUGAUGCUCGAUGCUGAGGACUCAUUCCGCAUCAAGCGGCCUGGCAUCGGUUAUGGAAGACGCGUUGCGCCAGAAACUAUCAGCUACGAUGUCGUCAAACACUGGAUCUCUACAUGUGAGAAGAGCCACGGGGAGUGUAAUGCCACGUAUCGAUCUGUGCAAGCUGUUCAACAGUUGCCUGAGCAGUCACUUCUGAUAGAUGUGAAGAGGCAUUGCUUAGUGCAAGCUCCUCAAGACGCCAACUACGCCGCUCUCAGCUACAAAUGGGGCGAUGCCAAGCAAUAUCUCACCCUUCAGCAGGAGUUCCCAGAUUUGCAGAUCGAGGGGGCACUGACUUCGCGGUCUCUACCGUCCACGGUCCGGGAUGCGAUCACAUUGACCAGGGAGAUCGGACUCGACUAUGUGUGGGUAGAUGCACUCUGCAUCAUACAAGACAGCCCAACACACAAGGCUGCUCAGAUUGGUCAGAUGCAUCUGGUAUAUGGCUGUGCCACUGUGACUAUAGUUGCAGCGUCGAGUGCUGAUGCCAACGAUGGCAUGGUAGGUGUCAGCGGCAAGCCACGAGACAUCGUGCAAGCGUCGACGACCAUCGAUGGGCUUCGCUUAUUCCCGCGAACGUGCUUUUUGGGCCGGAUCAUGAAUGGCUCCGAAUACAAUACACGUGCUUGGACCUAUCAAGAAUCGUCGCUCGCCAGAAGAAUCCUGUACGUGACUUCAAGAGGAGUUUCAAUGCUAUGCUGCACUACACUCUUUAGUGAGGAAAUCAAGCUUGAGAACGAUGCAUGCGAUACACGAGACUGCCAAAAGCACUCUUUGAAUAUGGCUACCGAACAGAGAAACGUAUGGCGAGAAUUCAUCGGCAAGCAAAGAAAGCAAAAGUCCACAUCCGGAUGUACAGAGGCCUGCAAGAUGCGGGUCAGGCAAAGUUACAACGAAAGCAGACUUCCCAACCUGCCCAAGCCAACUCAUACGGCUGAGACCAAGGACUGGUCUGGCACGUACUUCAGUGCUUGCGAAGACUGUCUAGCAUUCAAUCGACGCAGCGAAGCAGAAUGGCUGAUGUAUCUCGAUGCGGUCCGAAGCUACACUCAUCGACAAAUGCGAUUCGAAUCAGACCGCUUACCAGCUUUUGCGGGUAUUGCUGGAAUCUUGGCAGACCAGUAUGACACCAAGUUCUUGUUCGGUCUUCCAGAAAAGUACCUCGAGUUGGCCUUACUGUGGGCGCCUCGCAAGCAAUUAAGCCAGCCAUGUCGCAGAGACGGCCUUCGAGGUAUUCCAACCUGGAGUUGGGCUUCGCAUGAGAUCUCCGCAGGGUAUAGCGGGGACAACUGGCUCACGACUGAAGUCGAUUGGUAUCGAGCCCAUGGCGACGGAAUCAAACCUGUGCACAGUCUGAAGACGUAUGGAACUCACGCUCUCCUUCGAAAGGACUUUCACAAACCUGUCAAUUUGCUCGAUCUCAAGAAUCAUGGCCUGUUACCACUGGACGAUACUGCACUCUACGGCUGGGUCCAAAGCUCCUCGGAUUUCUUCCUCAAGGACUUACAAGUUCAUACCGCGGACCAGAAACCUGUCACAUCAGCAUUGGGAUAUGUACGAUUCAGCGACGUACCUCCCAAGUACGAUCUCGAUUAUCAGCCUGUUGAGGUUAUACUGUUAUCGCGCAGUUAUCAUACGCCGAUUCAGAAUGUCUACGACGAGAAUUGGGAUUUACAACCACAUACUAUAAAUCUUAUUGUCGUGGAGAGAGACGGCAACGCGGUGAAGAGAUUAGCUAAAGCUGAUAUCAAUGAUGUCAAAGCAUGGAAAGACGCGAAGAAAGAAUGGAAAUUGGUCAAAUUUAUUUGAUUGUGAGGGGCAGAGCUACUCGAUCGUCAACGUGCGUACUUGUCAAGAUCAUACCUCAAGCGAGAUAAGUCAAAUGUAUUUGACUAUGAGGGCCAGA
Molecule: messenger RNA, 2411 nt
Organism: Cercospora beticola
Lineage: Eukaryota; Fungi; Ascomycota; Dothideomycetes; Mycosphaerellales; Mycosphaerellaceae
Product: HET domain-containing protein
Source: RefSeq, a predicted model, not a curated record